Protobothrops mucrosquamatus (brown spotted pit viper) is the source of this 1524-nucleotide messenger RNA. It is a transcript of the gene INTS11, whose product is annotated as integrator complex subunit 11. The coding region runs from base 98 to 1435 and encodes 445 amino acids. The record is from RefSeq and is a predicted model, not a curated record. Gene Ontology annotation, biological process: snRNA processing. Lineage: Eukaryota; Metazoa; Chordata; Lepidosauria; Squamata; Viperidae. Gene Ontology annotation, cellular component: nucleus. The transcript has 14 exons.
CAUCUUUUGCUUCUCUUUAGGAAAAUUUGGUCCUGCUCGCCGGUAAUGCCGAGACGGUGAUCGCUGCAGAGCCUUGGGGAGCCGCCUUCCUUGCGGGAUGCCUGAAAUAAAAGUCACCCCCCUGGGAGCUGGCCAAGAUGUGGGUCGCAGCUGCAUCCUUGUGUCCAUUGCAGGGAAGAACGUCAUGCUGGAUUGCGGGAUGCACAUGGGAUUCAAUGAUGAUAGGCGGUUUCCUGAUUUUUCCUACAUCACUCAGAACGGAAGGCUGACUGACUUCCUGGACUGUGUCAUCAUUAGCCACUUCCAUUUGGAUCACUGUGGGGCCCUCCCCUACUUCAGCGAGAUGGUCGGCUACGAUGGGCCAAUUUACAUGACCCACCCAACGAAAGCCAUUUGCCCCAUUCUCCUGGAAGAUUUCCGGAAAAUCACCGUGGACAAGAAAGGGGAGACCAACUUCUUCACGUCCCAGAUGAUCAAGGACUGCAUGAAGAAAGUGGUGGCUGUCCACCUUCACCAGACUGUGCAGGUGGACAGCGAGUUGGAGAUUAAGGCCUAUUAUGCUGGCCACGUCCUUGGGGCUGCGAUGUUCCAGAUUAAAGUUGGUUGUGAAUCGGUGGUUUAUACUGGUGACUAUAACAUGACACCAGACAGGCAUUUGGGGGCUGCCUGGAUUGACAAAUGCCGUCCCAACCUGAUGAUUUCUGAAUCCACGUACGCCACCACCAUCAGGGACUCCAAACGCUGUAGAGAAAGGGAUUUUUUGAAGAAGGUCCACGAGAGCAUUGAGCGCGGAGGAAAGGUCCUGAUCCCAGUCUUUGCUCUGGGCCGGGCUCAAGAACUCUGCAUUUUGCUGGAGACCUUCUGCUGGAAUGGAUUUGAUGCAGAAGAGGAAGUGGCUCAGAGGGAAGAAGAGGGAACCCAGCUCGGGGUCCAGUGCCACAUGCCUGCCAAUGGGGAAACGGUGUCCAUUUUCACCAAUCCUAACAUCCCGGUGGAUAUUUCUCUCGGGCUACUGAAGAGAGAGCUGGCCGUUGGCCCCUCGCCGGCCUCCAAGAAGCCGAAGCUGUUGCACGGCACUCUGAUCAUCAAGGAUAACAGUUUCCGCUUGGUUUCUUCAGAGCAAGCCCUGAAGGAAUUGGGGCUGGGGGAGCACCAGCUGCGCUUCACCUGCCGGAUCCACUUCCAAGACCCCCGCAAGGAACACGAGACCGGCCUGCAUGUUUACAACCACCUGAAAAGCGCUUUGAAGGAUUAUUCCGUCCAGCAUCUCUCAGACGCCUCCAUCAUGGUGGAGUCCAUCUUGAUCCAGGUGACGGUCCAGUCUGAAGAUCCCACCACCAAACUUCUGCUGGUCUCCUGGACGUACCAGGAUGAAGAAAUGGGGAGCUACGUCACCUCUCUGCUGAAAAAGGCCCUGCCUCAGAUCACAGGAUGAAGCCCUGGGUGUCUCCAGCUGCUGCUGCCACCACAGACUUUCAGCUGCAGAGAGAGGCAGGUUUGCACAAGAGUGGGCAGAAAAGAAAA